UGUUGCAGGGGCCCAGCCACUGGGCUUCCCCCACUAGGCCCUUGUGUCCCUUGUGCAGAUGGUGCUGGGUCAGAUUGAGGAACACAGGCGGAGUCACCAGCCCAUUAAUAUCCCCUUCUUUGACGUCUUCCUGCGUAACCUGUGCCAAGGCUCCAGUGUGGAGGUGAAAGAGGACAAGUGUUGGGAGAAACUAGAGGUUUCCUCCAAUCCCCACCGAGCCAGCAAGCUGACAGACAAGAACCCCAAGACCUACUGGGAAUCUAACGGCAGUACUGGAUCGCACUACAUCACUGUGUACAUGCAUCGUGGUGUGGUAGUCAGGCAGAUGAGCAUGCUGGUGGCCAGUGAGGAUUCCAGCUACAUGCCGGCCCGAGUUGUGGUCAUGGCAGGAGAGAGUCCUGCCAGCAUCAACACUGAGCUGAAUACGGUGAACGUCAU
Molecule: messenger RNA, 438 nt
Organism: Alligator sinensis (Chinese alligator)
Lineage: Eukaryota; Metazoa; Chordata; Crocodylia; Alligatoridae
Product: cullin-7-like
Exons: 4
Source: RefSeq, a predicted model, not a curated record